GUGGCUAUGUUGUUUUUCGGUGAUGAAAAUUUUGCUUUUACUCGUUUUUAAAAUAUUCGCACGAUUGCUCGAUACUGUUAACAGGUGCUUUAAUGUGCUUCGCUUUCGCUAUAUUCGAGAAGUAGUCGAAGCAAACGUGGAGGGUACAUUCGAUCAGCAAGUGUGCGACGUCGGAGAAACUAUGGCGAAGCGAAAAACUACUUACGAGUUUCGCCCAUUCGAAGUUUGUGCCAUCGAUUAUCGCAGCGGGAGCGCUAACGAACUGACCGCUGGUAGAAAAUAUCCGAACGCCAGAUCGGGACAUCGGAUCGUUUGUAGCGACUCGGCACUCUAUUGCUUUGGUGGUUUCAACCCGAGGAUGCCAGGUGCGGGCAGAGCUGGUAAUAAUGAAAACACGGAACAAUUAUGCUUGUUUCAAGAGUUGUGGAAGUACGAUAUUAUACGCAAGGAAUGGUCUCUACUAUUGGACGCGAACAACGAUUUGCCGCUAGAAUUGGCAUCAAACGCAAUGCUGCUGUGUGGGGAAACGAUUAUGAUAUUUGGCGGAAGUGGCUUCCCGUUUGGAUUAAAUUGCUCCAACAAGCUGUAUGUUUGCCAACCACGUAAACUACCGAAGGAAAUGCUAGAAAUUGAAGUUAAAGGAGACCCUCCUCCGCCGCAGUAUGGACAGGGAAUAGUAUACACGGAUAACUAUCUGUACACUGUGGGCGGAACUAACGGAUUCGACUACACUUUGGAUGUGCAUAGACUACAUCUUCCAAGUAGGACAUGGGAACGUGCCUACGAGUGCCGUCCUAAUAUUCGUGAAGAUCCAGCGGGCAGGUAUCGCCAUGAGCUGGCGUACAAUGAUUCUAAAAUCUACGUAUUUGGUGGUGGCACCAGUGAAUCCGCCUUCAUUUUAUCCACUAUACCCGUUUACGAUAUCAAGACGAAUCAGUGGGAAUAUGCGGUUACAACGCCGGAUUCAAAGGCAAGAUUGCCAGGAACACCGCCCGCCCGAAAAUGCCAUUCUUGCGUCCAAAUACAAACAGAGCAAGGACUGGAAGUGAUAGUUGCUGGUGGAUACGACGGUAGUGCAUACUUCCGCGACAUAUGGAAGCUUAAUCUAUUGAGUUUGCAGUGGACGCUGAUGAAAAAAUCCCGAUUACCGUACCCACUAUUUUUCCACGAUGCUACGGUGACUACCGAUGGGUGCAUGUACAUAUUCGGAGGCAUAAAGUUUAACAACAACACGGACGUUCGCACACACUCACUAUACAAAAUGUGGACCACCAUUCCAAGGCUAAGUGCCAUCGCGUGGGAUGCAUUGCUGUAUUACAUUCCCACCCUACAUAGCAGAACAAAGGAGCAACUUUUAGAGCUAGGUAUUCCUCGUCAAUUCGUCAACAGGAUCCACGAUUAAUAUUGCAUAUUAGCACUGUGGCUGCAACUUACCAGCAGCUCACAAAAAGAAGCUUCUAAUUUGGAUGUGGUGUGAGGCAGUCCAAAUGUAAUGAUUCUAUUCAAAUCAAUGACCGUCGUAAAGGGCAAGGAUGCCCGUAAAUGCUUGUUAAAUCCGUUGUUUUAUAAUGCAUUGCAUCGUGCAAAAGCGAUGCACUUUUUCUUUCAUGGUUUUUAUUGCAUACCACACUAUUUAAAUUGAAUAAAAUUUUAAUGGUUUAAAAAAAC
Molecule: messenger RNA, 1668 nt
Organism: Anopheles bellator
Lineage: Eukaryota; Metazoa; Arthropoda; Insecta; Diptera; Culicidae
Gene: slim
Product: kelch domain-containing protein 10 homolog
Exons: 3
Coding region: 23-1402 (459 amino acids)
Biological process (GO): positive regulation of stress-activated MAPK cascade
Molecular function (GO): protein binding
Source: RefSeq, a predicted model, not a curated record